CCAUUAUUUGUUUUCAAAAAUGGCGGACGAAAGAUCGAUCGACGAGAAGCUUUCAGAUGAUGGAGGUGAAAUUUAAUAUUUUUCUUCACAAAUCAGGACCGGAGGAGAGGGGAGGCAGUGUGAAAACUAAGACUGUCUCUUCCAGCAACGGAGGGGGGGUUGCAGGGAAGCGCUCGGCCCCAGAGCCUUCGGGCCACCCGGCGCCGCCCAAAGUCUCCAAGGCCGCGCUCGACUUGAGCGGCCAGUCUGCCAAGAAGCCUGCCCCGAUCUCCAUCAAGCUGGGAGUGAGCAAGCCAAAAGAGCCGGUCCCAGCACUGCCUGCCAAGAAGCCGUCGCUGGCCUCAGUGUUUAAUGAAGAUGAGGAUAGCGAACCAGAGGAGAUGCCCCCCGAGGCCAAGAUGAGGAUGAAGAACAUCGGCAGGGAGACACCGACGUCAGCUGGACCCAACUCUUUCAACAAGGGCAAGCACGGCUUUUCGGACCACCAGAAGCUCUGGGAGCGGAAGCUCAAGUCCCAAAUGGACUAAUGAACUUUCCAGAAGCGCCGCUAAUUAAACCUUGUGUGAAUUGUGGGAAACUGCAGUUUUGUGGGUGGGGUUUUUCCUUGCAGUUCUGUUCAUGUGUAAGUGGCUCGACCGUCUGUAUCCUCACUGUGUCGAGCUGUAAAUGACCUUUGCGCACUAAGGGGCGUUUGGGACGGCAGCGACAGGACAUUGUCAUGGGGAAGCCUGAAGAGCCCCCCGCCCCACAGAGAGCCCCUGACAUUGACACUGCAGUGUUACCCAGCAGGACUGAAUGAGAAUUUUAAGUGUGUGUGUUACCUGUACCGCCGCUGUUUCAUGGUGCCCAUUAAAGACGUCCAGCUAACUGUC
Molecule: messenger RNA, 872 nt
Organism: Scleropages formosus (Asian bonytongue)
Lineage: Eukaryota; Metazoa; Chordata; Actinopteri; Osteoglossiformes; Osteoglossidae
Gene: pcnp
Product: PEST proteolytic signal containing nuclear protein
Exons: 5
Coding region: 57-527 (156 amino acids)
Biological process (GO): protein ubiquitination; proteasome-mediated ubiquitin-dependent protein catabolic process
Cellular component (GO): nucleus
Source: RefSeq, a predicted model, not a curated record